AACAGUAAACUAUCACUAAAGCUCUAAGCUCGCAAUAAUACAGUUCGACGUCGAGACCAUGUCAUCGCAUGACACAAACAAUACAUAAUCUCCUAUAAAUAGGCUUCACCCUAGUCUACCUAGCUCAAGCCUCAGCUAGCUAGCGCUAGAUCGACUACUAACUGACUAGGUAAGGCAACAACAAUGGCGAUGGCGAGGGUGGCCACGGCGGCGCUAAUGGUGGCGGCCGCCGUACUGCUGGGGCUCGCCGGCGCCGGCCACGCGCAGCUGCAGAACGGGUUCUACAAGGGCAAGUGCGGCGCCAACGACGUGGAGGCCGUCGUGCAGGGCAUCGUCCGUGCUCGCUUCGCCCGCGACGCCCCCAUCGUCGCCUACCUCCUCCGCAUGCAGUUCCACGAGUGCGCCGUCAAUGGAUGCGACGGCGGGCUGCUGAUCGACGGGCCAGGCACGGAGAAGACGGCGUCGCCGAACCUGAGCGUGAAGGGGUACGACCUCAUCGCCGACAUCAAGGCGGAGCUGGAGAGGCGGUGCCCCGGCGUGGUGUCCUGCUCCGACAUCCAGAUCCUCGCCACCCGCGACGCCGUCGUGCUCGCCGGCGGGCAGCCGUACGCGGUGCGCACGGGGCGGAGGGACCGCCGCCAGUCGAGGGCCUCCGACGUGGUCCUGCCGGCGCCGGACAGCACGGCGGCGCAGACCGUCGCCUACUUCGGCAAGCUCGGGCUGAGCGCGUUCGACGCGGUGCUCCUCCUGGGCGCGCACACCGUCGGCGCCACGCACUGCGGCGUGAUCAAGGACAGCCGGCUGUACAGGUACGGCGGCCGCGCCGGCGCGACGGACCCGGCGCUGGACCCGUACUACGCGUUCGUGUACAAGACGUGGGUGUGCCCCAACGCGGCGGCGUCCGACGGCAACGUGGUCUUCCUCGACGACCAGUGGAGCGCGCUGCGGGUGGACAGCAACUACUACAAGCAGCUGCAGCGCCGCCGCGGCGUGCUCCCCUGCGACCAGAACCUCUACGGCGACGGCUCGACGCGGUGGAUCGUCGACCUGCUCGCCAACUCCGACCUCUUCCCGUCGCUCUUCCCGCAGGCGCUCAUCAAGCUCGGCGAGGUCAACGUGCUCACCGGAGCUCAGGGAGAGAUCCGCAAGGUCUGCAGCAAGUUCAACUAAUUAAUUAACUGAUUUGAUGGCCAUUCUUCGGUGCUCGAUCGUACAGUUCGUCCUAUUUUUUGUUCUCCUCAUAUGAUCAUCAGAUAUCCAUAUGAUCGAUGCAUUAUGCGGUUAUGCCCUUGCCAUCUUUUUGUUAACUUUCGUUUGAUUCAUUUAAUUUAACCGUGACAUACUGGUCGAUGCAAUAACGUAUGCACGCAUGUACACCAAGUUUUGUAUGCAUGUAUGAUUUGAAGUAUCAAAUAAUUUGGAAGUGAAAUUCAC
Messenger RNA from Oryza sativa Japonica Group (Japanese rice), 1434 nucleotides. Its product is annotated as peroxidase 57. Gene Ontology annotation, cellular component: plant-type cell wall; plasmodesma. Gene Ontology annotation, biological process: response to oxidative stress; hydrogen peroxide catabolic process. NCBI's taxonomy places the organism in Eukaryota, Viridiplantae, Streptophyta, Magnoliopsida, Poales, Poaceae. Gene Ontology annotation, molecular function: heme binding; peroxidase activity. The record is from RefSeq and is a predicted model, not a curated record.